AUGUUUGGUUUGCUACGUGGUGAAUCUGUUACAUCGAAAAGUGGUUUUAUCAAAUGUAUUAGAGAAAGUUUUGAGUGGAUGGAAGAUUAUUGUGAAUAUAAAUUGCGUGAUGAUGAAGGAACAUUUCAUACAACAUGUAUAGAAGAUUUAACUCCUGCUAAAUUAUUAGUCGAUCUACGUCUAUCAUCAAAAUUUUUAUCAUCGGACGAGGAUGGUCCGCUAACUGCUAUUGAUUUUUAUAAACCAAAAUCAGAAAAAGCUGAAGAGCGUCAUCCUUUUAUAAUAAAUUGUUUGAA
Molecule: messenger RNA, 296 nt
Organism: Didymodactylos carnosus
Lineage: Eukaryota; Metazoa; Rotifera; Eurotatoria; Philodinida; Philodinidae
Source: the annotation of a GenBank genome assembly